Candida tropicalis MYA-3404 is the source of this 1938-nucleotide messenger RNA. RefSeq lists its product as uncharacterized. The record is from RefSeq and is a predicted model, not a curated record. The transcript has a single exon. Bases 1 to 1938 code for a protein of 645 amino acids. NCBI's taxonomy places the organism in Eukaryota, Fungi, Ascomycota, Pichiomycetes, Serinales, Debaryomycetaceae.
AUGAUUUCAACUUUAAUAUCUUUAUUUUUAACUUACCAAAUAUCUGCUGCUGCAGAUUAUGAAAAUUGCGGGGUAUUGCCAUUAUCAGAUUUUUGUGAGACAAUUACUUGGAAAAAGAAUUAUACUUGUUCUAGUAUUACCCGUAGAUAUAAUUUAACAACUAGUGAACUUGUUGAUUAUAAUUGGAAUAAUGAUGAUUAUUCUUAUACAAAUUCAGAGUUUUGCAGCUUCUUCACUGAAGGUGAUCAUGUUUGUGUUAGUAAACCUAAUUAUACUGAAUGUGGAACUUAUCCAUUUUGUGUUUUUAAAUACCCUGAAUAUUUCUGUGACACAUAUACAUUAGAUGCUGAUUAUAUUACUUGUGAAGAAAUUUGCCACAUGUAUGAUAUAACAAUGGAAGAAUUCAAAGAAUGGAAUAGACAUAAUGCUUUAAGUUUAAGAUGUUGGGAUCCAGAAUGGAUGCUUGAAGACGAACAAUAUUGUGUUUCAAAACCUAAUAUUUCCGAUUUUAGUGAUUGUGUGAGUAUUGCUGAAGCUGAAGACAAUCAAGUUUAUGUUUCAUAUUAUGAAGAACUUGAAUCCUCAACUAUUGGACCAUUGUAUACACUGUCCUCUUCUAGAUCAACAAGAACCACAUCUACUUCAAGUCCUAGUUCAACAUAUACUGGUGAUUAUGAAAACUGUGGUGCUUUACCAUUAUCUGACUUCUGUGACACAGUUAUUUGGAGUUAUAAUGAUACAUGUUUUGAAUUUAUUGCAGAAUAUAAUUUGACUCUCAGUCAAUUGGUUUCCUAUAAUUGGUUGACGCGUGGUAAUUAUCUGGAUUUAUAUUACUGCAGUAUGUUCACUGAGGGUGAUGAAGUGUGUAUAACUGAUCCAGAUUUUAGUGAUUGUGGUGCUUAUCCUGCUUGUACAUUUGAAUAUCCUGAAUACUUCUGUGAGUACUAUACACUUGAUCGAGAUUAUGUCACUUGUCAAGAAAUUUGUGAAAUGUACAACAUUACUAUGGAAGAGUUCAAGACCUGGAACAAACAUAAUGACUUACCACUUAGAUGCUGGGAUCCAGAAUGGAUGCUUGAAGACGAACAAUAUUGUGUUUCGAAACCAAAUAUCACCGACUUUAGUGAUUGCGUGAGUAUUGCUGAAGCCGAAGAUAAUCAAGUUUAUGUCUCAUAUUUUGAAAAUUUCAAUUCUGAAACUGUUGGUCCAUUAAUAACUCUGACAUCAUCAAGAACUACAAUAACUACCUCUAGUUUUAGACCUAGUUCAACAUAUGAAUCUGAAUAUGAAAAUUGUGGAGAUUUACCAUUAUCUGAUUUGUGUGAAACUAUUUCUUGGAAUAAUGAUUCAACUUGUUCUGAAAUUGCUGAUGAAUACAACUUGACUGUUAGUCAACUCGUGGAUUAUAAUUGGAAUAGAGGUGGCUUACUGAAUGCUCAGUAUUGCAGUUACUUUACUGAAGGAGAUCAUGUUUGUGUCACUAAACCGGAUUAUAGUGAAUGUGGAGCCUAUCCAUAUUGUGUUUUUGAGUAUCCACAAUAUUUCUGUGAUUAUUAUACUCUUGAACAAGAUUAUAUUACAUGUGAGGAAAUUUGUGAAAUGUUUAAUAUUACCAUGGAAGAGUUCAAGACUUGGAAUAAACAUAAUGACUUGAUACUUAGAUGUUGGGAUGAUGAAUGGAUGCUUGAAGAUGAGACGUAUUGUGUUUCAAAACCAAAUAUUACUGACUUUAGUGAUUGUAUCAGUAUUGCUGUGGCUGAACAUAAUCCAUCAAAUGUUUUAUAUUAUGAAAGGUUUAAUAGCUCAUCAAUUGGUCCUUUGUACACGCUGACUGCUACAAGUUCUACCAGGUCGUCUACUAGAACAUCAACUAGAAGAAGUUCAACUAGGUCAUCCACAAGAACAAGAUCAACCAGGACUUCCACGAAAGAUGAUUAG